This is a messenger RNA of Fonsecaea pedrosoi CBS 271.37, 567 nucleotides long. RefSeq lists its product as uncharacterized. The record is from RefSeq and is a predicted model, not a curated record. The transcript has a single exon. NCBI's taxonomy places the organism in Eukaryota, Fungi, Ascomycota, Eurotiomycetes, Chaetothyriales, Herpotrichiellaceae. Bases 1 to 567 code for a protein of 188 amino acids.
AUGGUCACCUUCACGAAAUUGGCUGCGACGUCGGUGGUGAUCAUCUGCUUCGCUGGAGCCGCGCCAGUGAAAAACCCCUCUUCCAUCGGCGAACGCACCAAAUGCCUGACUGUGGGCUGCCCACAGCCGGAAGAACUCCACCCGUAUAUAGGGAGUGUCACGCAGGUGGAUAGACGUGAUGUCGUUCCUCUCAGGAACGCGAAAGUGGAGGAUAUCACUGAGACCGGGGACUCUGAGGUUGUCAUGCCUGCUGUCUCGACGAAGCUGGUGAAGAACAGCAUUGUCAAGAAGCCACUGGAAGCGCUUGUGGGCGAGGAGACGAAUGAUCCUGGACAUGGCAAGAGGGAUAUCCAGAAGCAGCUUGAGCAGGAUGGUGUUGAAGAGGAGCACGAGGGCGCCAGCCUUACCAACAACUCGCCUCUCUACCCCACCCGUACCCUUGAGAAUCCCGAGUCGGCUCAAGCAGGCACAGGUGCACGCAUCCCUCUUCUCAGGGCAGAAGAUGGCUUGGUUAAUGUCCUCGAACGCACUAUAAUGGGGCGGGGCAGUGACCUUGGGCGAAACUAA